This is a messenger RNA of Acaromyces ingoldii, 1429 nucleotides long. RefSeq names its product FAD/NAD(P)-binding domain-containing protein. Lineage: Eukaryota; Fungi; Basidiomycota; Exobasidiomycetes; Exobasidiales; Cryptobasidiaceae. Gene Ontology annotation, molecular function: FAD binding. The coding region runs from base 32 to 1333 and encodes 433 amino acids. Gene Ontology annotation, biological process: secondary metabolite biosynthetic process. The record is from RefSeq and is a predicted model, not a curated record. The transcript has 4 exons.
CUCUGGGACUCUAGAACGAAGACGACAAAAGAUGACCCGCUCUAACAAAGACUUUGAGGUCUCGGUCGUUGGCGGCGGCAUUGGUGGUCUAUGCGCAACGCUGGGCCUUCUCCGAGCAGGCGUGCCCGUCCAGGUCUUUGAGGCAGCACCACAAUUUGCAGAGAUCGGCGCUGGAAUCUCGUUUGGAAAGAAUGCCAGCAACGCGCUGACCAAGCUCGGCUUCAAGGAGGAAUUCGACCGCGAGGCCACCAUUGUCCCCUCUGGCAUCUGGUUCGAGUGGAGGAACGGCAAGGGGGAUAAGCAGGAGCUCAUCGCGACGACCCAUUCGAAACCAGUGGGAAACUCAUCCGUACACCGAGCCAAGUUCCUUGACGCCCUCGUCAAGCAUGUUCCCAACGAAAUUGCCCAUUUUGGUAAGAGGCUCGCCCGCAUUGAGGAAGGCACGGGCGCCAACAACGCUCGCACUACGCUGCAUUUCGAGGAUGGUACCUCGCACGAGACUGACGUCGUGAUUGGCUACGAUGGCAUUCACUCCAAGGCCAGGAGUCAUCUGGACAAGGUUCGCGGCCGCAAAGAGUCCAAGCUGCAGUGGAGCGGCAGCUGGGCCUACCGAGGCCUCAUUCCGACCCAGAAGUUCAUCGAUGCCGUCGGGGGCGAGAUGGGCAAGUACUAUGCCGAGACGCCGCAGAUGUUCCUUGCAGAGGACAAUCACAUCCUCAUCUUCCCCAUCGACAAGAAUGAGACGGUCAACGUCGUCGCCUUUUCCACUGACAGAAGCAAGUGGCCCGAACGCCCGAAUCUCAAAGAGGGGGAGCCUUGGACGCAACCAUCGACAGCAGAAGACAUGAUCAAGGAGUUCCCUGGAUGGGGCAAGGACAUGGUCAGCAUCCUCAAGUGCAUCGAAAAGCCGAGCAAGUGGGCGCUCCAUCAGCUCAUCCCUUCGCUCGACUGCUUCGCGAAGGGCAAGGUCGCCGUGGCAGGCGAUGCCGCCCACGGAGGCACUCCACACCAAGGCGCCAUGGCAGGGCAGGCGAUCGAAGACGCCCUCUUCCUCUCUUGGCUCCUGGCUCACCCAGCGGUCAACUCAUCCAACGUCGAUCAGGCUCUGACGGUGUAUGACACGAUUCGUCGGCCUCGGGCGAACAAGGUCCUUGAAUCGAGUCUGGAAGCGGGCGAUGUUUAUGAAAUGCGGGGCGAAAGGACUGGGUCAGACUGGGUCAAGCUCAAGCAAGAACUCGAGACAAGGUUCGACUGGAUCUGGGAGCACAAUCAUGAUGAUGACUUUCCUGCUGCAGAGGAGGAGAUGCGUCGCAUUGGUCUUCUCAAGGCUUAGUUCGUCACUGCUGUUUUGCUUAGAUCUACUGCUGCUUUCUAUUCACACAAAUUCGUCAAUAAUAUGUGCACCUUCAUCGCUAAUUGAUAUCUAUCU